Molecule: messenger RNA, 977 nt
Organism: Heterobilharzia americana
Lineage: Eukaryota; Metazoa; Platyhelminthes; Trematoda; Strigeidida; Schistosomatidae
Source: the annotation of a GenBank genome assembly
GCAUUUACAGUGCAUAGCAUGUCACAUGCUUUAAUUUGGGGAAUUCCUUGCUCAUGGUUAUUUUUGUGUACAUUAUUUUAUGGAAUAUUAGCAAUCACUCUGCAUGUUUAUAAAAAGAAAAUAGAUUUACUGAUUAAUGCAAAUGAUAGUCAGUUGAUACGUUCAUUAAUUUCUAUUUUUGCGGGUUUUUUGUUGAUCAAUUUCGGUGUUGCGAUAAGAACAUCAAAAACUGGUAAACGUUUACUGACUAUAAUAUUUUUAUUCCUUUCAAUAAUUACCUUCACUAGUGAAAUGUGCAUGCUUAUUACAUUAUGCUGGUAUAGAGAAAUAUUUCUCGGUAAUCAAAUGAUAUUCAGUUCUGUGAAACGUUUAGUAAACGCCUAUAAUUCAUCUGCAACUGGACGUUUUGUUCUAGAUCGUAUACAUAAUUAUUUCAAGUGUUGUGGUUAUGAUGAAUGGCAUCGUGAAUGGAAUAUGAAGAUAUCACAUUUAUUAAAAUUUCAACCAAUUGAUCGUUGGGUACCUAAUUCAUGUUGUGCAGACGUUUAUCAAAAUGAUGAAUUCUGUGGGUAUGCAACUUAUAGCGAUCCACUUACAGCUGACGAGUUUGUUAAGCUACAUGAAUAUGACCGACCAAAAUAUGUACCAAAUAAAUGGUAUACACGUUUAAAAAAUGACCCAUGCCCGGAAUUAAUUUCUCAUUGGCUAGGUGAAAUACCUGUUUAUUUAUUGAUGCUUGGACUGAUGAUGACUAUUGCACGGAUGCUUUAUACUACAUAUGCUGUAUUUAUUUAUGCACGCAGAAAAAAGUGAAUCAGUUCAGUAUAUGUGUACAUACAUGUGUGAAAUGUACUAAAAAGCUUUUCCACAGGGAAAUGUUAACUGGUUUUAUACAGGUUAAAACAUUUAAAAAUCAAUAUGUUGUUUCUUUUUAUCCUUCAAGGUAUCGCUUAUGCUUUAUUAGUAAAAUAUAAAAC